CUAUUAUAAUUAGUGGUGAAUAGCACGUGAUAAGUAAUUUACUUCGGCAGUAAUUGAACCAGAUUUAAGCUGUGCUAAUCAUUUAAUAAAAUAACGAAAUGUUAUAAUUGACAAUUAAUAACAAUUAAAUAUCAUAAUUGAUAAUUUAUUGUUUAGAAAAUAGUGUUUGGCGCUUGCUCGUGAAAGUUGCUAAAGUCACAGAUUAAGAAGAGAAAGGGAUUAGUCGUGAGUGGUGUUAAAGUCGUAUAAUCACGCUUAUUUGAGAUAAAACUAACAUAAACCCAUGGUGGUAAAACUAAAAAGAUCAUUAUGGCGAUGUUCGAAGUGUUGAGAAAAGACUUCAGCGGUUUUCUGCAGCAACAUUUUAAGCUGUCGGAUGUCUCGUCGUUUCAAAAGAAAUGCGUCGAACGUUGCGCGAACGACGGAGACAGAAAAGCGGCGAUUGACCAGGCGCUAAGAGAUACUCUCUUGAUAGUGUUAACAGAGAACUCCUCUGGCAAUGUACACUUGCUUGAGUCUUACAUUACGUUUUGCAUAGAACUAUGUAGGAAAGACUUAGCAACAGCGAGCAUGCCAGUGAUGCUGCUGGGUGAUAUUUUUGAUUCAAUGACUCUGGAUAGAUGCGAACAAUUGUUCACUUUUGUUGAGAACAAUGUUUCCGUGUGGAAAGAAGAUCUGUUCUUCAGUGCCUGCAAAAAUAACUUGUUGAGAAUGUGCAACGAUUUGUUGAGGAGACUGUCACGUUCUCAACAGACUGUAUUCUGUGGUAGAAUUUUGCUGUUCCUUGCAAAAUUUUUCCCUUUCUCGGAGAGAUCAGGCCUGAAUAUUGUCAGUGAAUUCAAUCUCGACAAUUAUACAGAGUUUGGAUCUGAGAAGACUGAAGGAGAUGAUCUGGAACAAAUAAACAAAGACGACGACAAGUCAGAAAAUAAAAUACCAAUUGAUUACAAUUUGUAUCGCAAAUUUUGGGCACUGCAGGACUUCUUUAGGAACCCAAAUCAGUGCUACAGUAAGAUGUAUUGGAAAGUUUUUUCAGCUCAUGCAUCUAAUGUGCUGUCAGCAUUUUCGUCCUUCAAAUUGGAGGAGCAACGUAGUUAUCCCACAACGUGCAUCAAGAUGGACUCUUCUAUGGAAGGUCCUCACAAGGAAACUCACUACUUCGCCAAAUACUUGACCAAUCAGAAAUUGCUGGAGUUGCAGCUGUCUGAUUCCAACUUCAGGCGAUAUGUAUUGCUGCAGUUUCUCAUUCUUUUCCAGUAUCUGAAUAGCACUGUAAAAUUCAAGGCCUUCCUUGCCAGUGGCUAUGAGACAAGUGAGACGCACGAGCUUAAGCCGGAUCAAGUGGAGUGGGUGAAAACCACCACGGACCAAGUUUACGUUCUACUGUCGGAGACACCACCGGAUGGGCCGGCGUUCGCGGAGACUGUAAAAAAUAUCCUGAAACGCGAAGAGCAUUGGAACGCCUGGAAGAAUGAGGGUUGCCCACCGUUCAAGAGGCCAGCGUCGGACAUCGCCGCCGACGAGGAACCGCGGAAGCCGAAGAGGCCUAAACGAAGAAUCGGGGAUGUGAUCAGGGACGCGCAAACUGUUGGCAAAUAUCACAUGGGAAAUCCAGAACUCACGAAAUUGUGGAAUCUGUGUCCCGACAAUCUCGAAGCUUGCAAAUCAAAGGAUAGAGAUUUCCUCCCGUCGCUGGAAACGUACUUCGAGGACGCCAUAGUAGAAUUAGAUCCCGCCGCGAUGGUCGAUGAUAAAUACAAGAAAGUGAACGACGGCAAUUUCGGCUGGAGAGCGCUGAGAUUGUUGGCUAGACGAAGUCCGCACUUCUUCGUCCACGGCAACUAUCCUAUAAAUAAAUUGCCCGAGUACCUGGAGACGAUGAUCAAGAAAAUUGCCAAAGAUCGCCCGCAGACGCAGUCCGACAUAAAGGAGACCGAGGAGACGCCGCCGCCGGAAUCCAACGAUCAGGAAUUCAACGAGGACGUUCUUAAGGAGAGCGAACAAGUUGAUUCCGAGAGCGUCGACACGAAAACUAGAAAGUUCAAUAAAGUCACGCCGGAGAUGGUGGCGAAAUUAUCAGAGAGCCUGAAGAAUGACUGGAAGAAGUUGGCGGCGAAGUGCGGUUAUACCAACGAUGAGAUCGCUUUCUUCCAAAGUAAAUCAACGCCGUACGAACAAUGUAAAAAUAUGCUCGAGAUAUGGGCGGAGGAAGACGAGGACGCGUCGGUGGAGAAUUUGGCUUACAUCUUGGAAGGCUUGAAAUAUACAGAAGCUUUAGCAGUGCUCAAAUCUUAAGUACUACUAUACUUCUUAUUUAUACUUUUUUAUAUACUUAAGGUUAGAAGUACAAUCGUGACAGCUUAAUGAAACUAUAUGGUCGGCGUCAUAUAUGUUGUAUCAUCUUCUAAGCGGAGAGUUAUACGAUUUUCAGUCUUAUACUUAACACGUAAAGUUGGAAAUCGCAAAAAUAACUCUAUAAUGAUAGGGUUAUAAUGGAUCUAAUUAUAAUAAUUUCAAUCUUAUGUGUAUAUAUAUAUGACAAGUUAAAAAUUAUACAAUAGUGAAAAGUCUCCUCCUAGCUUCCAAGCCUUAACCUAGGGAAUAAUAUUUAUUAUAUUUUAUUAUAUAUAUUCCAAUAUCUCUCUUAUCUCAAAUUAAAUAACAUAUACAGAGUAUCACGCUGUAGUUACAUCAUUUUCGUCACUUAUCAAUU
Molecule: messenger RNA, 2713 nt
Organism: Dinoponera quadriceps
Lineage: Eukaryota; Metazoa; Arthropoda; Insecta; Hymenoptera; Formicidae
Gene: Hpr1
Product: THO complex subunit 1
Exons: 9
Coding region: 310-2295 (661 amino acids)
Biological process (GO): signal transduction; mRNA export from nucleus; regulation of DNA-templated transcription elongation
Cellular component (GO): THO complex part of transcription export complex
Molecular function (GO): protein binding
Source: RefSeq, a predicted model, not a curated record